CUAAAUUAAACCACACCCCCUUCUUCAAACUCUCUGUAGGAGUAAUUGAUAUCUUCUUUACAUUUACAUUUAAGUCAUUUAGCAGACGCUCUUAUCCAGAGCGACUUACAAAUUGGCUUCAAAGUGAACGACUGGAAUAUUACCCGUUUCAACAAAUGAUAUACAAGUUGUGGGAACUAAAGAGACUCAAAGAAUGGGCACCAACCUCCCCCCUGACAUCAGUUACAUCUACAGCUAGAGCAGAGGAAGAGUCAUUAAGGGGAAUAGGGGGGUCAUUUGCUGUAGAAAUGGAGGAAGGACCAUGUACAGUAGAGAGCUGGAGGAAAUUGGAGUAGACAUGAGUGUGAGAGGUCUAGAUAAACUAGGUGGGUAGGUAUUUAUAUAUGAGGAAGAAGUGUAUUGACAGACACAGUUCACAUACUCAUAUCAGCUGAGACCCAUUCACUUAUAGACAGAGAGAGACAGAGAGGGAUGGAGUGUGGAGAGAGUAUCCUGUGUGGGUCUGGGGAGCUGGAUCUGGACCCUGAUAUUGUGAGUGAAGAGGCCGGGAAACUGUACUCAGAACUACAGACAGUGAUAGAGACCCAUGGCGUAGGGGUUGUGGAGUCCCUGGUGCCCAUCCUUGUAUGGGUCCUGGAGGGCCUGGCCAGCUGCAGAGCCCAGCUCAGAGAGAGGGAGGAGGAGGCCGAGAGAGAGAAAGGAGAGCGAGAUGAGCUGUUGGAGAGAUACCAGAGUGAGAAACUACUGAGGAGAGAGAGCCAGGAGCGGUAUCUGGAGUUGGAUGACCAGAUUGAGCAGGAGCGGAGGACGAUGAGGGGAAGAGAGAAGGAGAGAGAGAGGAGGGAAAAAGAACUGGAGAAAAAGGCCAGAGAGCAGGCUGACCAAUUGGUGGCGUUGGAGGAGCAGAGGGCUGGACUGGGCAGAGAGUUGAACACACUGAAGCACACUCACAACAAGUUGGUGGUCAGUUAUAAGGAUCUGCUGGAGAGGAAAAGGGAUAUAGAGGGAUCUCCACUAAGUAACCAUGUGUGCUCCAAGAAUUCACAAUCUACCGGCCAGUCAGAAUCCUGUGUUAGCGGGCAGGAGCUAACUGAUCAAAGGCCAGAAACACCUCCUAAUUCUGUCCUGUUGGAAGAACCGGUAACCAAGGACGAUAGGGUGAUUGACAUUGUUGUAAAGCCAGACAGAGAUGCGUCCUUCAUCAAUGACAUCAUAAGCUCCACCCCUGAGCUGGUGAAGUUUCAUGGCCUUAUGAAGGCCAGCACCCCGGUCCGAGCAGACGCCAAAGAGCCAAUCAGAGACAAGACCAGCAUGGGGGAAGAAAUUAAGGAGGUGGCAGAGAAGGAAGGAGAGAAGGAGGAGAAAAAAGAGGAAGGAGCAAAGCAGGAGAUGGAGGAUGAGGAUAUGGAUAGUCUGGAAUGGGAGCUGAGGAACACGGAGUCUGUGUUUUCAGAGCUGUCCGAGCUGAGUCGGGAAUACAUAGAGAGUGUGGACCAGGGGGCCAGUGUCAGAGGCAGCACUGACCAGUUUGAGGAGAUUCUUUCUCAGUAUGAGGACCUGAAACACACCCAUGAGUUAGUGAAUGCAGCCCGGAAAGCACUGAUCUCUCGUGUGGAGGAGCUGACCAAUGAGAGGUCAGCUCUUAAGGUGGAGGUGACUUCCUGCCAGGAGACUGUCACCCGAUUGGAGGGAAGGAUGAAGGAGAUGGAGGAGGAAACCAAGAGACUUCGGAAAGAACUGGAAGCAAAUCAAUCAGAUGAUGAUUCCUCCCUGCCCAUAUCGCUGCGUCGGUUCUCUCGUUCGGAGAUGUCCCGUGUUGUCAUGGAGAAGAACCAGUAUAAGGAGCGUUUGUUUGAGCUGCAGGAGGCUGUGAGACGCAGUCAGACCAUUCGGGCCACCCAAGAAGAGAGGAUCACAGAGAGAGAGAGGACUAGUGUGUGGAGAAGAUUCAACCGUUUGUUUGGCCUGAACAAGAACCCCUUGGUUCCGUCUGCUGCCCUAGCGCUGACCUUGCCGACGUCCCAGUCCCUCACUCACUCACCAAUGGGGUCUCCACGGCAAUUGGCUGUCAGUACGACUCAGACAGAUGGUGCCUCCUCUCCUGCAGCCCUGUCUCCGCGGGUCAGGAGGAGGGAGCUGUACAGAGAAAUCCGCUCUCAUGUCUGGGGAACCCUGGGAAAACGGCAGGUUCAUGGCUGGAGCAUGCCGCUGUCACACACACAGGAUUCCUCCGAUCCGACCCCUGAGCCCAAAGAUGUGCCUGUCCUAGUGCAGCUCAGACUGCUGGACCAGAGAGAUUCUACAGCCAAGCUAAACUGUGCUGUUGCUGUCACACCUGAGAUCUCAGGCGAGACAACGUGUGCAGUGUGGGUGGUCUCUGGUCCCGCCUCCAGUAGUGAUGUCACAGUGAUCAACCCUGCACGGUCCAAUACAGUGCUGGAUCAGUUUAGCCUCCCGCCCACCUCGCCCGCCCUAUGCAUCUGUGCUGUGCCCCCUACUGGUGAGACCUCAGGAACUGUGUGGAUUGGAACUCAGGAAGGAAGUGUGUUGGUCCACUCCGCGUCCACAGCCAGGAGGCGCUGUCUGCAGUCUAUCUCUCUGUCUGAGGGUGUGCACUCUCUCACGUAUUCACAGGGUCAAGUCAUUGCUGGAUUAGCCAAUGGGACGCUUGCAUUCUUCUCGCACAACCCAGGUAAUUCCCCCUCUCAGGUUACUGUCAGGAUCAGGUCGGGUUACUGUCAGGAUCAGGUCGGGUUACUGUCAGGAUCAGAUCGGGUUACUGUCAGGAUCAGAUCGGGUUACUGUCAGGAUCAGAUCGGGUUACUGUCAGGAUCAGAUCGGGUUACUGUCAGGAUCAGAUCGGGUUCCUGUCAGGAUCAGGUCAGGCUACUGUCAGGAUCAGUUCAGGCUAUGGUCAGGAUCAGGUCAGGUUCCUGUCAGGAUCAGAUCAGGUUCCUGUCAGGAUCAGAUCAGGAUCAGGUCAGGCUACUGUCAGGAUCAGGUCAGGCGACUGUCAGGAUCAGGUCAGGCUACUGUCAGGAUCAGGUCAGAAUACUGUCAGGAUCAGGUCAGGUUACUGUUAGGAUCAGGUCAGGAUCAGGUAAGGUUCCGGUCAGGAUCAGGUCAGAAUACUGUCAGGAUCAGGUCAGGUUACUGUUAGGAUCAGGUCAGGAUCAGGUAAGGUUCCGGUCAGGAUCAGGUCAGGCUACUGUCAGGAUCAGAUCGGGUUCCUGUCAGGAUCAGGUCAGGCUACUGUCAGGAUCAGUUCAGGCUAUGGUCAGGAUCAGGUCAGGUUCCUGUCAGGAUCAGAUCAGGUUCCUGUCAGGAUCAGAUCAGGAUCAGGUCAGGCUACUGUCAGGAUCAGGUCAGGCUACUGUCAGGAUCAGGUCAGGCUACUGUCAGGAUCAGGUCAGGUUACUGUCAGGAUCAGGUCAGGUUACUGUUAGGAUCAGGUCAGGAUCAGGUAAGGUUCCGGUCAGGAUCAGGUCAGGCUACUGUCAGGAUCAGGUCAGGCUACUGUCAGGAUCAGGUCAGAAUACUGUCAGGAUCAGGUCAGGUUCCUGUCAGGAUCAGGUCAGGUUCCUGUCAGGAUCAGGCCAGGCUACUGUCAGGAUCAGGUCAAGAUCCAGUCAGGUUCCAGCCAGGAUCAGGUCAGGUUACUGUCAGGAUCAGGUCAGGUUACUGUUAGGAUCAGGUCAGGUUACUGUUAGGAUCAGGUAAGGUUCCGGUCAGGAUCAGGUCAGGCUACUGUCAGGAUCAGGUCAGGCUACUGUCAGGAUCAGAUCAGAUCAGGCUACUGUCAGGAUCAGGUCAGGCUACUGUCAGGAUCAGAUCAGGCUACUGUCAGGAUCAAAUCAGGUUCCUGUCAGGAUCAGGUCAGGCUACUGUCAGGAUCAGGUCAAGAUCCAGUCAGGCUCCUAAUCAGGAUCAGGUCAGGAUGAGGUCAGGCUACUGUCAGGAUGAGGUCAGGCUACUGUCAGGAUGAGGUCAGGCUACUGUCAGGAUGAGGUCAGGCUACUGUCAGGAUGAGGUCAGGCUACUGUCAGGAUGAGGUCAGGCUACUGUCUGGAUGAGGUCAGGCUACUGUCUGGAUGAGGUCAGCCUACUGUCUGGAUGAGGUCAGCCUACUGUCUGGAUGAGGUCAGCCUACUGUCUGGAUGAGGUCAGCCUACUGUCUGGAUGAGGUCAGCCUACUGUCUGGAUGAGGUCAGCCUACUGUCUGGAUGAGGUCAGCCUACUGUCUGGAUGAGGUCAGCCUACUGUCUGGAUGAGGUCAGCCUACUGUCUGGAUGAGGUCAGCCUACUGUCUGGAUGAGGUCAGCCUACUGUCUGGAUGAGGUCAGCCUACUGUCUGGAUGAGGUCAGCCUACUGUCUGGAUGAGGUCAGCCUACUGUCUGGAUGAGGUCAGCCUACUGUCUGGAUGAGGUCAGCCUACUGUCUGGAUGAGGUCAGCCUACUGUCUGGAUGAGGUCAGCCUACUGUCUGGAUGAGGUCAGCCUACUGUCUGGAUGAGGUCAGCCUACUGUCUGGAUGAGGUCAGCCUACUGUCUGGAUGAGGUCAGCCUACUGUCUGGAUGAGGUCAGCCUACUGUCUGGAUGAGGUCAGGAUACUGUCUGG
This is a messenger RNA of Salvelinus fontinalis (brook trout), 4619 nucleotides long. Its product is annotated as C-Jun-amino-terminal kinase-interacting protein 4-like. Gene Ontology annotation, biological process: vesicle-mediated transport. Gene Ontology annotation, molecular function: JUN kinase binding; signaling receptor complex adaptor activity; MAP kinase scaffold activity. Bases 472 to 3720 code for a protein of 1082 amino acids. The record is from RefSeq and is a predicted model, not a curated record. The transcript is spliced from 22 exons. NCBI's taxonomy places the organism in Eukaryota, Metazoa, Chordata, Actinopteri, Salmoniformes, Salmonidae. Gene Ontology annotation, cellular component: cytoplasm.